AUGUGGCUCUACCGGGGCGCUCAAUCUGCCGUCUUCUACUACGUCACCUGCACUCCCUGUGCCAGUUCCCUUGACCGUCGCAAACGCAAGAAGGAAGCUGCCCGCUCACGGUCAGAAAGAGAGAAAUAUCAGAGUGAUGCCAUUGUUACCGACCAACCUCAACCUUUUCCGCAGCCAACUCCCUUUAGCACCAAUCAAGGAUGGAUGGAAGAACUCGCCCUCGGACCCGGACCUCCAAAGCGGCGCGGACAUCGGACUACUGCUCAUCACCGCGUGGAAAGUUGGGACACUGGUGCCUGGUCUACCACAUCCGGCCAGGACCUCGAUCUCUCUGAUUCUACGUCACCGAGGAUUAGCAAGAUCGGAUCCAGACAUCUAGGUGACCGAUUCAACCGCAUGCUACGGUACCAACGUGAAGACGAGCCGCUUUGGGGAGAAGACGUAGAGGUCAAGGGUUCGUCGGUUGGACUCUCUGGCCGGGGUAGGAUAGACGCUCGAGCUCCUAGCAAAUACUAUAUCCCGCGUGUGCCACCGGUCAAUGACCUUCACCCGCCAAUCGUGAGCGGUCCCAAAAGUAGAGCCGAGACUCGAUGGAUGCUUCAACCUCCACCAAGCGCCAGAGUCAUGGCUGGAAAGGAGCUCAGUCCUACCGUGGUUCGACCAACCAAUUACAGCAGUCUGCGCGGGGAUAGUGACAGGCGCACCCAUACACUGCCUCCUUUAACAACUGACGCUCCCAAAAGAUCUCCACAAGCUUCACCUUCUUUUCCCUUGCGUUCCCCGAGUACACCAGGGAAAACACCGCAGAUUCUUCCCCGUCCGCCGUCGCCCAGUUACUUCGCGUAUGGAAAGGACGAGUCCCACUUCGUCAUUGCGUCCUCUAUUUACUCAGCAUCAGAUUCUUGCUCGACGUUGUCCUCGGUUGAUUCAGAUUUCGAGUCGCCCGAUACUCCCAUAUCGCGACCUGUUUCCAAAGGAGUCAGCGAACAUCGCGAACACCCUCGUCCGUUGAUAUCACGGGCUUUGACUACUGUGCAGCAUGAAAGCAAAAAGGUCCAUUUACUACGCUUUGAGCUUCAAGAACAGCAUGAUAUCGAGGAAGGUCAAGUCAAACGAGUGCGCCCAUGGCGGUGGAGCAUGGAUAUUUGA
This is a messenger RNA of Aspergillus calidoustus, 1149 nucleotides long. NCBI's taxonomy places the organism in Eukaryota, Fungi, Ascomycota, Eurotiomycetes, Eurotiales, Aspergillaceae. The record is from the annotation of a GenBank genome assembly.